Molecule: messenger RNA, 255 nt
Organism: Bombina bombina (fire-bellied toad)
Lineage: Eukaryota; Metazoa; Chordata; Amphibia; Anura; Bombinatoridae
Product: 60S acidic ribosomal protein P1-like
Exons: 1
Coding region: 1-255 (84 amino acids)
Biological process (GO): cytoplasmic translation
Cellular component (GO): cytosolic large ribosomal subunit
Molecular function (GO): structural constituent of ribosome; protein kinase activator activity; ribonucleoprotein complex binding
Source: RefSeq, a predicted model, not a curated record
AUGGCCUCCGUGUCUGAGCUUGCUUAUAUUUAUUCCACACUCAUCCUCCAUGAUGAUGAAGUGGCUAUUACAGAAGACAAGUUAAAUGCUCUCAUUACAGAAGAACAUUUCUGGCCCAGUCUCUUUGUAAAGGCUGUUGUCAACAUUAACAUUGGCAGCUUGAUUUUCAAUGUAGAAGCUGGUGGUGGGGCCCCAGUUGCCAGUACUGCUACCCCAGCUGAAGAAAAGAAUGAAGAGAAGAAGGAAGAAGUCUGA